GUGUGGUGUGGCAACAAUGUUUUAGUUUAAGUUAACGGUUUUUAUUUGUUUUUUUUUUUCAUAGUGGGGAGUUCAGGCAGCUGUUUAUUGCUUUUUAGGUUUAAUUUCAAACACUUUCGAUAUUGUUUUUGCAGGUGAUACCGGGCUCUGAUAUAAAAUGAAUUUGGGUUAAAUCCGCUAUUAUAAUAAAAAAUGGGAACGUUCCAAAGCAAAUUAGCUGACAAAUUACCAGAUGAAAUUGAUGAAAAGGGUAGUAUUCCAUCGACCCCUAUUUUAACAACAAAAUUCACAAAGGAAAAUUUGGAGUUCCGCUUAGAUCCAAGGUCGCCCAGCAAGAAUAUAUCCCGAACUCCUAUACAUGUCCUCAAUGCAGCAGCUGAAAAACUAGCCCAACUAAGCCUAAGUAAUGUUCAGUUAGAAACUCCAAUAAAACAUACCACCUUAUCACAUUUUGAUCCACGUUCACCUGCCCUUGAAUUUAAAAGAACUCCUAUUAUAUUAAGUGAUUCAUAUGAUGAAAAACCACCAACUCAUUUAAGAAACAAAAACUUAGACAAAGUACGGGCUUGUGCCAUUUCAACUACUCAGGUUGGUACACCCAGGUAUACAAAUAUUCCACCCAAAUUGUUAGAAAGCACUCCAGUCAGUCAAAAAAUGGAUAUGGGUAAAAGAAGGUCAUUUGGGGGAGUCCUUGAAACAAAUAUUGAUUUUACUGAAACUGAUUUGGACAUUGUCUUAAGGGAAAAAUAUGCAGAUCAAUUAAGGGAAGAAUUUAAAGAACAAUUUGAGCAUGUUGAAGAUCCUAGAUCACCAACAACUAAUUUUUGGCGUACCCCAAUUCAAGUUUUAAAAGACUCAGAGGAAGGCAUAGUAAAUAAGAAUGAAAAUGACAUUGACAUUUGUGGGAAUGAUUGCACUAAAAAGGUCAAGAAACAUUCAGUUUUAGAACUUAAAUUGGAAGAAUCUAUUUGUGGUGAAAUUCUUUCUCCCAUUGUUGCUUUUGAAGAAGUUGAUGAAAGUGAAAAUGCUCACCAAGAAAUUUCCAAGGAUUAUCCGAUUAACAACUUAGAAAAUAGCAUCUAUAAAUCUACUGACAAGACUGAUGAUGUUCCUACACCUGAAACUAAAUCUACCAUAGCUUCAUUGUCGCCAGAAGCAGGAAAGCUUGGUACCGUGAAUAAUACUCUUGCCCUUACCUCACCACAGGUAGAUGUGAAUAUAAAAGAAUUUGACAAAAAGUUAACAAACCUGAUAUAUGAAGAUGAAGAUUUGGUUGUUUGUCCAAGGAUAGUCAAAAUGAAAGAACAGGUUCGCACUCCACUAGGCCUCAUGAAUGCCUCAAAUAACCGCCAACAACCAAAGUUAAAGGUGAGUGACAAACCAAGAAAAUCGAAAUAUGCUGUCAGUAAAAUACCAGUCUUUAAAGAAAAAAAGAUUAAAGGUAUACAGUGUGAGAACACUCCUCCAAGGAAUAUGACAAACGCUAAGAGGUCCCAGUGGGACAUUAAAGAUGAUACACUAGUAAUUUAAUUUUAUUGUAAAAUUCAUUUAUUUUAGUUUUUUU
This is a messenger RNA of Cylas formicarius (sweet potato weevil), 1564 nucleotides long. RefSeq lists its product as uncharacterized. Bases 193 to 1530 code for a protein of 445 amino acids. NCBI's taxonomy places the organism in Eukaryota, Metazoa, Arthropoda, Insecta, Coleoptera, Brentidae. The transcript is spliced from 3 exons. The record is from RefSeq and is a predicted model, not a curated record.